GCAAUAUCGGCUCUAGAAGACAAUGGCUGUUAGGGGAACUCUUUGCCAAGGUUUCACGAAUGACCCGGGAGAGGCAUCCGCUUUCCCGAAGGACAGCGUUUUUGCACGACAAACCGUGUCGGAAGCGAAUGGCUAUGCGUGACAACGAACGAUCAUUUCGCAGGCCCCGACCACCUCUCCCAACACUGCUCGCAUUCAUCGCCCUCAGUCUCUCCACCUUUCUGGUAGCACUGGACACCGUACUUCUUCCUACUGCUCUACCAACCAUAUCCCUCUCGUUCCACAUUCCGGAUUCACUGUACGCGUGGACUGGGUCCGCCUAUCUUCUCGCCAAUGCCGCUUCAGUGCCCUUCUGGGGAAAACUGUCCGAUAUUUUUGGGAGAAAGCCUGUAAUUCUGACAGCGAACCUCAUCUUCCUAGGCGGGAGCAUCAUCGGCGCUGUCAGUAUAAAUGCCGCGAUGCUGAUCGCUGGUCGAGCUGUUCAAGGCCUGGGUGGAGGCGGCGUUAUCGUGUUGGUGCACGUCUCCGUCAGCGACUUGUUUAGCAUCCGCGAUCGAUCCUUCUACCUAGGCACGAUAGGCGCCGUAUGGGCGGUUGCAUCUGCUUUGGGCCCUGUGCUUGGCGGCAUCUUUGCGCAAGAGUUGAACUGGCGAUGGUGCUUCUACAUCAACCUACCGAUUGUGUCCUUCUCCAUCGUCAUUCUCUACUUUACGCUGCAUCUGCACAACCCGAAGACUCCCCUAGUGGCCGGUCUUGCGUCUAUGGACUGGCUCGGUACUUUAACCAUCCUCGUUGCUACCAUCCUGCUCUUGGUAGGCCUUCAGAUUGGCGGCACUAGCUCGUACUCCAGGCCACUUGUCAUUUCCUUCCUCGCCCUUGGUUCUCUGGCGUACGUCCUAUUCCCCGUCACUCAAUGGUGGGAAGGGACACGAGGUGGAAACCCCAUUAUGCCGCUACGCAUCUUCAGGGAUGUCAGCAACAUGUGCGCGUUAGGCGUGUGUGCUUGUGACGCGCUCGUGUUCAACUCGGUCGCUUAUUUUCUUCCGUUGUACUUUCAAAUCGUGCUCGGGCGGACUCCGUCAGUUACGGGGCUAUACAUGUUGGCUAUCGCGAUACCACUAGCGACUGUUUCGUUUGCAUCUGGUCACAUUAUUGAGAAGACGGGGCGCUUCCUUGAAGUGCUGCAGGCUGGCCUACUUCUAAUGACGAUCGGAGUGGGACUUCUCAUCUCAUUCAAUACCUCCCCUGACCUUGGGAAGAAUAUCGGAUUCUUGAUUGUCAUAGGACUCGGGUUCGGCCCAAACUUUGGCGCUCCGCUCAUCGCUUUGCAGACACGUAUUCGCGAGUCUGAUAUUGCAACUGGUACUGCCGCUUUUGGAUUUGUGCGCAUGGUGUCUGGAGCGAUUGGUGUUGUUAUCAGCCAAGUCGUUUUCCAGCUCCUCAUGGUGCCGCACCUUGAAAAUUUUGUCAACAGUGGCAUUUCCAAAGACUUUGCACAUCAGCUUGCGGGUGGUGAAGCCAUCUCACAAGCUAGUACUGUUGCUCAGCUUCCAGGGGUCCAAAGAAUGGUGGUCCGCAUCGGCUUCACAAGCGCAUUGCGAGGAACAUGGGUUUUAUACACUAUCGUCAGCGCGUUGGGCUUGAUGAUUUCCUUCGGUAUCAAGCGGACGAAGCUGCAUCGCGAGUCUCUAUUUGAACAGGGCGCCAGGAUCGCAGGAAAAACGUGCGUAUAUUCGCUCAUGAAUUUAGAGCUCUCCUACACGUUUGAUGUAUGA
This is a messenger RNA of Cucurbitaria berberidis CBS 394.84, 1775 nucleotides long. Its product is annotated as MFS general substrate transporter. The coding region runs from base 60 to 1775 and encodes 571 amino acids. Lineage: Eukaryota; Fungi; Ascomycota; Dothideomycetes; Pleosporales; Cucurbitariaceae. The transcript has 3 exons. Gene Ontology annotation, molecular function: transmembrane transporter activity. Gene Ontology annotation, biological process: transmembrane transport. The record is from RefSeq and is a predicted model, not a curated record.